Messenger RNA from Phymastichus coffea, 3929 nucleotides. Its product is annotated as NAD kinase-like. Bases 2063 to 3346 code for a protein of 427 amino acids. Gene Ontology annotation, molecular function: NAD+ kinase activity. The transcript has 9 exons. NCBI's taxonomy places the organism in Eukaryota, Metazoa, Arthropoda, Insecta, Hymenoptera, Eulophidae. Gene Ontology annotation, biological process: NAD+ metabolic process; NADP+ biosynthetic process. The record is from RefSeq and is a predicted model, not a curated record.
CCUGACAUGUACAGUUACUUCUUGAAUUUUAAUUCCUUUGUUCGUUUGGUUGGUAUUUGGAAAGUUCUUCAUUUGUUUUGUUUUGUUUUUUAUGCUUUGGUUAUGAGUUUCGAAGGAUUAAUGGAAAAAUUUCGGGAUAUGAUUGUGGUUGAUAUUAACAAAGCGUUACGUUGGUUUAUUUUUCUUUGGUAAUUUUCUCUAAAAAUAUUGGUGGGACAAUGGCAAGAUAUUUUCAACUGGUUUUUCCUUAAUAAAUCAUUGUUAUACGUGAGAAGAAAUCUAAAUAUUCAAACACAUUUUGGAUUUAGAUUGUUUAUAUCGUUGUAAUCGCAUGAUAUUUAGAUGAAUAAGAAAUACAAAAAAUUAAUAUUUACUAUAAAACAAUCCAAAAAAUAUUAAAAGAAAUUUUGUUUCUUUAAUUUUUUAAUUUUUUCAUGAAACUAUUUUUAUUUAACAUAUUAAUUUAAUUCAUUAUUUUAUUUCACGUUAAACAUAAAUAAUAGACAACAGAAUCUUACAUUUUUCAUUUUUUUAAGUAUAAUGCAUCACAUUUCAAAUUGUACAUGUUAAAGCAACAUUAAGAUUAAUGUGAUUUAAAAGUCAUUGCUCCGCUGCAAAUGUUUAAGAAUUACUAUUUUUCGAUGCAACCUAAUCACUCGUUUGAUUGAGUUUGUUAUGUGGGCCUAAUCAAAAUCUACAGAACCAUUCUCAACAUCAUUUAACCAGUGUAUUAUGAUAUAAUGAAAUUACAUUUUCAAUAUUUUCGGAGUUUAUAUGUCUAUCGAACUGAUAUAUUUCAUUUCGUAGAUUGAAUUUAAAUUUUUAUGUGAAAUUUUUGAUAUUGUAUAAAAAUUAUAUAGACAUUUAAUGAAAAGACUUGGCAGUAAAAGAAAUACCUUUACUGCGCCAGUUAAUCAGUCAACAAAAUUUGAUAUUAAUGGAAUUCUGGAAAUUCCUUGUACAUUCGCAAUUGAAACCUUGAGUCGAAAAACCAGUUGUGACUGUUAUUUACCAAAUUGAACUUGUCUCACAUUUGCUGUGAUUCUUUCUUGAAAUUUUUAUUAAACACCUUUCACUAUAAGAGUUUUGAAACGUCUCUCAAUUAAAUGCAUGAUGAAAGUUUUUGGCAAAUAAAAUAUCAUGUUACUUUCCAGACCAAGUUUCAUAUUAUACCAAGACAGAGGUAUUUAAAAUUACAUGCAUAACAAUAAUUUAAUUGCGCAUACAAUGCAAUAUAAAAAAUUAUGCAGCGUUCUAUUAAAAGAUUUCAGCUGACAAUACUGAGAACUUCUUAACUUUGCAAAGUCUGACUGCAUUUAUAUCUUUGGUACAAAGCGCCAAAACACUCAAUAUAAAUAGUUUCCGACGCCUAGAUAUGCUUAAAAUACUCAAUUACUCUCAUCAAUCAUGCAAACUAUCUAAUUUGCAGUUGUGUAUUAUAACAGCUCAAUUAAUCCAAAGAAUCAGAACACGUUCUGAUUUCAACCGCUGGACGAAACUUACGUAAUGCAAAUUCCACCAGCACACGUAAUCAUGGUUGUGACUCGCGUAUGUGCGUGUACAUAUCAAGGUGCAAUUAGAUUGGAAUACUGCAGUAUGUACCGUCUCAAUUGAUCGCAACCGUUUGUAAAAUUCAGGAGCUUUCAGAAAAACACGGAGCUUUGUUUGGACUUUGUAGCUUAUAGGCGUCUAGCGCUCGAUAAAUGUGAAAGCUCCUUCGUAUAAAGUGCGACUUUGCAUAUCUUCAAACUUCACGUUCGUGAGUGUCUAACAUUUUUUUUUCGUAUAUUCUCAUUCAAGCCAUUGUUUUUAUGUGCAAAAGGGAAUGACUUCUGAUGACGCAAUCUGUACUUUUCCAUGCUGCACUUCAAUUUGGGAGAUGUUUGUUUAUUUUCCAUUCUUAGAUUUCUUCGUUACGUUAUUACAACAUCAGCUGGAAAUAUUGCAUUAAAGGAAGGUUUCGAAUAUUAUUCAUAAUGAUUUCGUCGCAAUCGGAAAAAAUGUAAUACAAAAACAAAAAAAUCUCACGGAAGUAAAUCGGUUUCAAACGAAGAACAAGAAAAUGUCUCGCGAGGAAGAUGACGGCGAAUGGUGUUGUGGCGUAGGUGAUCAGGUGUCGCCUUUGCGCGAAAUACCACUGAACGGCGACGCUGCGAGUGGCUUCGAUUUUGAACAGCUAACACUACGACAGGCCCGCGUGCUCAGGAGGACAAGGAGCCUUAACGCGCCCAGUCCCAUUCAACAGUUUGGACCAUGUGGUCGUAUUAUGAAAAACUCAGCGAUGGUUAUGACCAUUCAAGAUCCAGCCUCACAGAGGUUGACUUGGUACAAACCACCGCUCACCGUCCUUGUGAUCAAGAAGGUCCGUGAUUCGUCUGUGUUGCCACCGUUCGUACAGCUUGUCACAUGGCUGAUCGAGGAAAAGAGGAUGGUCGUUUUCGUAGAAGCGACGGUACUGGAUGAUCCAGCACUCGGUAGAGAUUCUAGGUUCCAGAACGUAAGAGAUAGACUACAGACAUUCAGAGACGGCACCGACGAUCUGCAGGACAAAAUAGACUUUAUCGUAUGUUUAGGAGGAGACGGCACAUUGCUGUACGCUAGUCUUCUGUUCCAGCAGUCAGUUCCGCCAGUUAUGGCAUUUCAUUUAGGCUCUCUUGGAUUCUUGACACCGUUCGAGUUUGAUAACUUUCAAAGUCAAGUUACAAAUGUUUUAGAAGGUCACGCAGCACUCACAUUGAGAAGUCGACUUCGUUGUAUAAUCAUGCGAAAGGGCGAAGAAGGUCAACCGGCCAAGCCACCUACAAACCUUCUGGUCCUCAACGAAGUUGUUGUUGAUCGUGGUCCAUCGCCAUAUUUAUCCAACAUUGACCUGUUCAUCGACGGCAAACAUGUGACGAGUGUUCAAGGUGACGGUCUCAUCGUCAGUACCCCUACAGGAUCAACGGCUUAUGCCGUUGCUGCUGGUGCCAGUAUGAUACAUCCAUCGGUACCUGCGAUCAUGAUCACACCAAUCUGUCCACACUCGCUGUCGUUUAGGCCUAUUGUCGUGCCAGCUGGUGUUGAACUCAAGAUAGUGGUGAAUAACAAGGCACGCAGCACAGCCUACGUCUCCUUCGACGGGCGUAAUCAGCAAGAGCUACGCGUUGGGGAUAGCCUAAGCGUGACGACAUCGGUAUACCCAGUACCGUCAAUUUGCGCAGCAGACCAGAUAACUGACUGGUUCGACUCAUUGGCAGAGUGCUUACACUGGAAUGUGCGUAAACGUCAAAAGCACCUAGACGAGCUGAGUGAUCUUACGCAUUCGUCGAGUAACGACACCCUGGAUAGCCUUGAGAGGGACAGCUAGACCAGGCUUUUACUCGUCGAGUAGUCUGGAACAUUAAAUCACGCCCGCAAGUGGUAGCGAUGAGAAAUAUAAAAGAGAAAGAGAGACGAUAUAUAGUUAUACUUCUUUUCUUUUUUUUGUAGCUCAAGUGCAAGUGUGCAGUUUGUGUGUCGUAAAACGUAAUAUGUGCGAAUAUGUACGGAAAUUGCGAAUGAGGGUGAAAAAUUUUUUGUAGCGAUAUAAAAACGAUGUAAACGAAAAAACCUACAUGCAAUUAUUACAUGGAAUUUCAAAUAGCGACCCACAUUAAGUAACAAUAUUUUAUAACACGGACCUUGUGUUCCUCAUCAAUCAAAAGAACAAAAAAAAAGUAAUAAUAAGAAUCAUGUAGGUUUUUAGCAGUGUAUACUUACGUAGCUUGGAAAGCAAACAAAAUGAGAGUUUUUCAUAGAUUUUACUUUUCAUGCAUUAGACAUCGAUAAAAGAUUUAUUUGUAAGAAUAUGGAAUUCAUUUUUAGAUCUAUUACGUUGUAAAUGUUAUAUGGUAUUUACUAUAUCCUUUUUAAUAAAAUAAUUUUUAUAUAUUUUUGCUGUAUCUUACUCU